AUGUCUUAUCAAUUGUACAGAAAUACAACAUUGGGCAACACUCUUCAGGAAAGUUUGGAUGAGUUAAUACAAUAUGGACAAAUUACUCCUCAACACGCUCUCAAGGUUUUACUACAAUUCGAUAAGGCUAUUAACCAAGCUUUGGCGACACGAGUUAAGUCGAGAUUAACAUUCAAGGCUGGAAAAUUGAACACUUACAGAUUUUGUGAUAAUGUAUGGACCUUUAUGUUAAAUGAUGUAGAGUUCAGAGAAGUGCAAGAAGUUGCAACUGUUCGUAAAGUUAAAAUAGUCGCUUGUGAUGGAAAGGCAUUAGACAAUGAUUCCUUGGCCAGACGAUAACACGAGUCUUCUCGAGAAAAAUGGGCACUUUGUGUUCACUCAUAAAAAUUAAUAAUUAAUUUUAAGAAAAUAAAUAAUUUCAUUUUUUUUUUUGUUGAUGUCAUGAUCAAGGGUCUCCAAUAAUUUAAUUUCUAAAAGAGUAUAUAAUAUUUAUAAUAUAACAAAACAAAAUUAAACAGGCUUAUCACUCAGUUUAAGAUCCAGUAACUUCUCUUAUUUUUUUAAUUAUGUAAUUUAAUUUGUCAUUUAAAUAAUAUUAGCAAGAUAUGUACAAUCAUUGACAACUAUUAGUAAAAUACUUUUUAUUUAUAAUUUUAUUUCAAUAAUUAUUAAUAAUAAACAGAAGAAUUAUAAUUAUAA
This is a messenger RNA of Cotesia glomerata, 699 nucleotides long. It is a transcript of the gene TfIIA-S, whose product is annotated as transcription initiation factor IIA subunit 2. NCBI's taxonomy places the organism in Eukaryota, Metazoa, Arthropoda, Insecta, Hymenoptera, Braconidae. Gene Ontology annotation, biological process: transcription initiation at RNA polymerase II promoter; RNA polymerase II preinitiation complex assembly. The coding region runs from base 1 to 339 and encodes 112 amino acids. The record is from RefSeq and is a predicted model, not a curated record. Gene Ontology annotation, molecular function: TBP-class protein binding; RNA polymerase II general transcription initiation factor activity. Gene Ontology annotation, cellular component: transcription factor TFIIA complex. The transcript is spliced from 4 exons.